AUGCUCGAUGUUCCUUCGUCAUCAUCAUCAUCUUCAUUGAUUAAACCUACCAUAGAACCAAUAAAUCGUUCAAUAUCUCAAACACCUAUGAAUGAAAAACGACGAAAUUAUCGGUUCUAUGCAGGCGAUCCUGCGAUUCAUCCAGCAGAAAAACGAUUGUAUGCUAAUGGAGAUUUCGAAGGGACACCACUUCAUGUUUCUGGAGGUACAGAUCCACGUGAUGUAACUCGAUUCGAUCGACCAUAUUAUGAUUUACCUGUACCAAAAUUUAAACUUGAUCGUUCUUGGGUUGGUGUUAUUCCAGCUAAAGAAGUUACAUUUCGAAAUUUAAAUGAUAAUAUAACAAAAACAUUUUUAACUGAUAUUUGUAAACGUUUUGGUGAUAUUGAGGAUUGUAGAAUAUAUUAUGAUCGACAAACAAAAAAACAUCUUGGACUAGGAACAGUAAUUUUUAAAGCAACCAGAGCUGCACGUGAAUGUGUUGGUGCAUUGAAUAUGACCACAAAAAUGGGUAGUGUGAUAUCAGUAUCAUUGGAAACGUCUGGUCAAGAACGUACAAAACAAUAUGCAACUAUAAUACGUGCACAAGAACAAGAAAAGGCAGCACAAGAAAAAGCAUUAGCUGCAUCGGCUGCUGCUUCUCCACCACCAUCAUCAUCAACGGAUUCAAAUCUUAAUAAUAAACAAACAGAAAAAUCUCAUCAGUCAUCACAGUUGUCGAUAAAUCAUAAAAUAACAAAUCAUAUUUCUCAAACAUCAAAUUCAUAUUCAAAUCAAAAUAAUUAUCGAACAACAAAAUCUUCGACAUACAAACGAAAUAAUCAACGAUCAAAUGGAACUUACGUUAAAUCGUAUCAACAUCCAUCAACAUCAACUCGGUAUGAUUCGCGAGGUCAUCAUUCCGUUAAUGAUAAUGCCGAUCAAUUUUCAUUUGAUCCCUAUGGUUCAUUUGGUAAUAAUAGUAAUAAUUAUAAAUCGUCAUCCCGUCGAUCUCGUCAUCGGUCACAUAAUCAACGUUCUUAUUCUCAACAACGUCGACGGCGUCGAAAGACUAGUAGUAGUGCAACAUCGUCAUCAGCUUCUCGUUCAUCAUCAUCAGCAUCAUCAAGUUCAUCCUCAAGCUCAAGUUCAACAUCACGGUCCGAUUCGCGAUCUUCAUCGUCAACCACAAGAUCAAGCUAUUCAUCAAGUUCUAGUCCGCAUAGAAAACCACCUAUUGAUUCUCGAAAAAUAAAUUCCAAACAACCAAACGACGACGAAGAUCACCGCCCAAGUCUAGAUGAACGUAUUGCCGCUUUAUUUCAACAGCAACAACAACAACAAACAACUAUUCCGACAUCUAUACCAACAAAACCUCAUCAUCGUCCAAUACUAUUACCAAAUGCGCCACAUCCAUCAAUGUUUUCUUAUCCACCACCACGUUUGCCAGCACCAUUAACAAAUGUUGUUGGUAGUCAUCAUCAUCAUCAGCAAUCCUACGGUGUUGUUAAUAAUUUUAAUUUUUUCGGUAAUUCAUUUCCACCCGCUUCGUUUCUAAAUUCCACCGGAGGUACGAAUUGGCAAGAUAUGUUUAAACAACCUCCACCAUCGACCACAACAACAACGACGACGACGACCACAAAUAAUCAAUCGUAUAGUAGUACAUCAAAUGGUCUUCAACCGCAUUCAAAUGAUAGUAUUGAUGAACGUGUAAGAAAAACAAACGAUUUAACAACAGCCGUAUCUAAUAUUGUCAAAGGAGAAUUAGUUGAAAUUCUUCGAAAAGAUUUAGCAAAAAAACUUAUCGAAACAUUAGUUUAUAAAUCUAUUGAAACGUGGUAUGAUAAUGAAGAAAGAAAAGAUAAAAUUAGAAAAAUAAAAUCAGCCGAAAACCCCAUUCAUGAACCAACACCUAUAACUGAACAGUCAACUCAAUUACAUCAUUCUAUAUCAAAUCAAUCAUUGGAACGAACACCAGAUGAAACGCCUAGUCCUGUGAUAGUGCCACCACAGAAUUCUUCUGCUGCACCGUCUACAAAUCUCUCAACAUAUUUUGAACACAUGAAAGAUAGUAUAGGUUCAUCGAUACGUUCACAGAUGCCCAAGAUACCAUCAUUUAAAAAACGAACUAUUCCAGAUGAAAAACCAACUGUUCCAGAAAAACGAACAAAACCGAUUGAAAAGAAAGAACCCAAACAAAAACCAAGAAAAAUACCACAGAAACGUUUAAGUUCUAGUAGUAGUAGUGAUUCAAAUAUAACACCGGAUAAUGAUGAUAGUCAAAGUCAUGAUUCGGUUCCGAUGCCUCAUGAAGAUACAUCCACAUCAGAUGCCAAAGCAACUAUUAAAACUUCUAUAGAACAUCCGACGUUGGAAGAAGAAGAAGGAGAAAUAAAAGAUGAUGAUAACGAAAAAGAAGAAGAACACCAACACCAUAAUAAUUCAAAUCAAAUUGAAAGUGAACCACAACCACCUCCAGCAAUACCAGAGCCGCCUCCGGCACCGUCACUACCGCCUCCACCAUCACCGACAAAGAAAGCGCCGAAUAAAAAUGUUGCUAAACAAAAUAAAAAACCUGGCGCUCCAAAAAAACGGAAAAUGGACCAGAUUAAAAUUGAACCAAUACAAGACGAUGAUAUUUAUAAUAGUACACUAGCAAAACGAAAGAAAAUUGCAACAAAUCUUAACCAAGCGGCAACAAAUUCAGAUAUCCAACCUAUUCAAACGUUUAAUUUGCUAGAUAGUCUACCAGAACAAAUACGAUCACCGCCCAAACUUUACAAUCCAUUUGCCUAUAUAGAAUUUGAACAUAAUUAUGCUAUUAUGGCUAAACAACCUGUGCCAGUAGCUAAACGAUUAACAAUCGAUGGUUUAAAUGAUAUGGGUAUACAAGCUCCGAUGAUGCUUCAGCAGACACCGAAAUUUCCACCACGUCAACAUGAUGAAGAAAUGCGUAUUAUGUAUGAACUUGAUCAUGGUGUCGACGAAGAAGACAUGUCCUAUCUUAAGCAAAGCUUUCAAAAAUUAUGUGACGAAGGACAUUCAUGUACUACGAAAACUCGUUGGGUUGAUCAUCCACCAAGUCGGGACUCACCAUUUGUUAAACAACAACCACAAAAACAUCGAACAGGAUGUGCUAGAACCGAAGGUUAUUAUAAAAUAGUUAAAGUUGAGAAAAUUCCACGCUUGAAAACUUCUGAUGGUUCUCAAAGUUUAUCUAUGCUUCCACCAGCUAUACUCGAUACCAAUCGUACAACUGGUGCUCAAAUGUCACGUGAACUUCGCAGUGAACAUCGAAGAAAUUUAUUAGCAUUAGGUGAUGUCGAAUUCGCUGAUCAUUUUAAAUUUAGUCAACUUAAAUUACGAAAAAAACGUCUUCGGUAUGCCAAAUCAAGUAUACAUUCAUGGGGUUUAUUUGCUUGUGAACCAAUUGCAAUGGAAGAUAUGGUUAUCGAAUAUGUUGGCGAAACAAUUCGACAAAGUAUUGGUGAUCUACGUGAAAAAAAAUAUGAAUUAGAAGGAAUUAAUUCAAAUUAUAUGUUUCGUGUUGAUUCCGAUACGAUUGUCGAUGCAACCAAAUGUGGAAAUCUGGCACGAUUUAUUAAUCAUAGUUGUGAUCCUAAUUGUUAUGCAAAGAUCAUUCCUGUUGAAUCACAAAAGAAAAUUGUUAUCUAUUCAAAACGUGAUAUACGCCUUGGAGAAGAAAUAACGUAUGAUUAUAAAUUCCCACUUGAAGAACAAAAAAUUCCAUGUUGUUGUGGUGGACCAACAUGCCGUGGUUCACUUAAUUAA
Messenger RNA from Rotaria socialis, 3771 nucleotides. The record is from the annotation of a GenBank genome assembly. Lineage: Eukaryota; Metazoa; Rotifera; Eurotatoria; Philodinida; Philodinidae.